Sclerotinia borealis F-4128 is the source of this 258-nucleotide messenger RNA. The record is from the annotation of a GenBank genome assembly. NCBI's taxonomy places the organism in Eukaryota, Fungi, Ascomycota, Leotiomycetes, Helotiales, Sclerotiniaceae.
AUGGUUCACAAAGUUCUCUUCUGGACUGGCUUUGGCCUCGCCGUGCGCGCCUGGCAACUCGGCCUCGAAAUGCGACCCUUCUUUAACCGGCAAUCCCUCUGGGUUUACCCUCUAUUCGGCAGCGUCGGCGCCUCAUUCGGAUACUGGCUGCAGGGGGUUGAGAAUAGACAGCAGUCUAUUCUGGGCGCAAGAAGGACUUCUAUUUUAGAGAAGAGGGCGAGGAGGAAGGAGAGGGAGGGUGCUGUUCAGGAGUCUUAG